AUGCAGCCUCCGCACCGCCCAUCCGCGCCCGCCUCGUCUCAGCCCCCUCCGCUCCCAGAAGUCUCCCCCUACCCCGCGCAAGUCUCCUCCUACCCCGCACUAGUCUCCUCCUACCCCGCACAAGUUUCCCCAUAUCCCGCGCAAGGCUCCCCCUACCCCGGACAAGGCUCCCCCUAUCGCGCGCAAGGCUCCCCCUACCCCGCGCAAGGCUCCCCCUACCCUGCUCCCCCGUCCACUCCACCGCCGCUCCCGUUUGACAUAGUCCCGUCCGCGGAGGGGGAAGGGUUUGAGCGGAAGCGGUCAGGGGAAGGGGCAGGCGGGAUGGAUGGGGGAGGGAGAGGGGGAGGGGGAGGGGGAGGGGGAGGGGGAGCAGGAAGGGGAGCAGGGGGCGGAGAAGAGAUGCUUCUAGAUUCGGUGCUUUUAAUACCGUGUUCCAAUAGAGGGGAAUCAGGAGGUUCGAGUGUCCUAAGCCCGGGCGUGUUCAGUCACAGCGUGUCAGGUGCAGGUGUCGAUCGAAACCCUAGUGCAAACCAGCAGCAGCACAACGGCCAUAGUCAGCAGCAGCAUCAGCAGCACCAUCAUCAGCAGCAGCAGCAACAGCAGCAGCAGCAGCACCAGGCGCAUCAGCAGCAGCAGCAGCAGGCGCAUCAGCAGCAACAGAGUCAGGCGUAUUGGCGUCAAAGCGCAGGUGUUUCAUCAGGUGCUGCCAUUGUUCCAGGUGCCGUUGCUGCCGUACCUGCUGCCAUGCCUGCUGCCGUACCUGCUGCCGUACCUGCUGCUCAGGAACACGCCACAGAUCAAGCCGGAGCAAUGGCAACUGCAGCGACAGGAGGGGCUGGAAGGGCAGGAGGAGGAGCAGUAACAGCAGCAGCAGUGGCAGCAGCAGGAGCAGCAGCGGCAGCAGCAGGAGCAACACCGACAACAGCAGCAGCACCACCGCUGCCAUCCCCGCGACACAUGUUUACAAGGAAGAAUAGUCGGUCGUCAGACAUUUCAUCUCAUCCUUCCGUUCUAGAGCUCACCUUCCGCGCCCUCCCCCCAAGGGACCUGGCAGCAGCAGCGUGUGUGUGCCGCGAGUGGAGAGCAGCAGCCAUCAGCGAGCCUCUGUGGCACCGCCACACCAUCGCGCUCUGGCCCGCCCUCGCCAGCCCUGCUGUGGCUCGUCGGGUCUCCGAUUCCUGCGGUUUCUACCUCUUCUACAGCGAGCCCCUCUGCCACCGCCACACCAUCGCUCUCUGGCCUGCCCUCGCCAGCCCUGCUGUGGCGCGCCGGGUCUCCGACUCGUGUGGCUUCUACCUCUUCUACAGGCAAAGGGGUUGUGCAGCCCCCAUCCUCUUCCUCCCCCAUCCAUCCCCGCCCUCCACCCUCUUCCUCCCCCAUACUCCCCAUCCCCCCAACCUCCUCUUUUUUUACGAAACAAAGCGAUUUCUCCGCCCAGGACGGGCCUCCCCGCUGCCCUUCCACCUGGACGAUCUCACAUUCUUCUUCGACCUUUCCUUCCACGGCUCGCCCGUCUUCUCACAAGCCUUCAAGUACAAGGGCGGCCGCGCCCUCCGUUUCCUCCGCCCCGGCCGGGCCUCACCGCUGCCCUUUCACCUGGACGAUCUCACGUUCUCCUUCGACCUCUCCUUCCACGGCUCCCCCGUCUUCUCACAAGCAUUCAAGUACGAAGGCGGCCGCGCGCUCGUCCCCUUCGCCCCUUCAUUCUUCUCCCCAUUCCCCCCACUCUUUGCUUUUUCCCCCUUCCCUCCCCUUCCUCAUCCCCAUCCCAUCAGGAAAAGAUUCCUCCGGCCAGGUCGUGCCUCCCCCUUACCCUUUCACCUGGACGAUCUCACGUUCUUCUUCGACCUCUCCUUCCACGGCUCCCCUGUCUUCUCGCAAGCAUUCAAGUACGAGGGCGGCCGCGCGCUCGUCCCCUUCGCCCACCACACCUUCUCAGACCCGUCCGCCAUCUUCCCCUCUAUAGAAGCACUCGAUAAGGACUCCUUUCGGCGGUCUCUAGCGCAGCAGCAGCAGCAGCAGCAGCAGCAGCAGCAGCAGCAGCAGCAGCAGCAGCAGCAGCAGCAGCAGCAGCAGCAGCAGCAGCAGCAGCAGCAGCAGCAGCAGCAGCAGCAGCAGCAGCAGCAGCAGCAGCAGCAGCAGCAGCAGCAGCAGCAGCAGCAGCAGCAGCAGCAGCAGCAGCAGCAGCAGCAGCAGCAGCAGCAGCAGCAGCAGCAGCAGCAGCAGCAGCAGCAGCAGCAGCAGCAGCAGCAGCAGCAGCAGCAGGGGGCAGUGGGCAGCAGGAGGGGACGCAUGCGCCUGGUAACGGGGCAGGUGGGCAGCAGCAAUCACUUGACUCGUCCUUGA
Molecule: messenger RNA, 2346 nt
Organism: Closterium sp. Naga37s-1
Lineage: Eukaryota; Viridiplantae; Streptophyta; Zygnematophyceae; Desmidiales; Closteriaceae
Source: the annotation of a GenBank genome assembly